Messenger RNA from Trifolium pratense (red clover), 1052 nucleotides. RefSeq names its product reticulon-like protein B22. The transcript has 4 exons. The record is from RefSeq and is a predicted model, not a curated record. The coding region runs from base 258 to 833 and encodes 191 amino acids. Lineage: Eukaryota; Viridiplantae; Streptophyta; Magnoliopsida; Fabales; Fabaceae.
AUUGUUAAGCGCGUACAAGAAACGGUAAUUUUGUUUGUUUGUUUCCUCGCUGUGCCCACCCCACCCAUCCAUCCGUUGAAGAAGAAGAAGCCGUGAUAAAAGAACAAGAAAAGUAACAACAUAAGUAUUGGUUUUGGAGCACAUACAUAUAUAUAUAUAUAUAGAGAGAGAGAGAGAAGUGGUUUUGUAAACCCUAACAGGAGGAGGAGGAGGAGGAGGAAGUCAAAGCAAAUAACAUCACAAAUUGAACGAACGACAUGAAUAAUAAUAAUAAUAAUAAUAAUAAUAGUAGCGAGGUUGUUGUUGUUGUUGAAAGAAGAAAAAGAGUUAGAAGAAGUGGUGAAAUUGGAAAAGCGAUAAUAGCCUUGGUAUGCGGCACACUCGUUUACUAUCACUGCGCUUUCAAGAAUUCAGCAAUUGUUUCUCUUUUCUCAGAUGUCUUCAUUGUUCUACUCUGCUCUCUCGCCAUUCUAGGUCUUCUCUUCCGUCAAAUCACUAUCCAAGUUCCCGUAGAUCCUCUUGAGUGGCAGAUAUCUCAGGACACAGCUAAUACCAUCGUUGCUUCUUUGGCUAACACCAUUGGUGCCGCCGAGUCUGUCUUGAGGGUUGCCGCUACUGGCCACGACAAAAGACUCUUUAUUAAGGUCAUUAUUUGCCUCUAUGCAUUAUCUGCUCUUGGAAGACUCGCUCUUGGUAUUACUAUUGCAUAUGCUGGACUAUGCUUGUUUUGUCUUUACAUGCUUGCGGAGUGCUCUCAAUCAAUCAGCUCAGGUUUAGCCUGGUUCUUGGGAAGAAGAAAUGACACGGGUGGAGAACAAGACACGAUCAUGUAACAUGUUCAUUUUGUACAUUUUUUUCCUUUUAUAGUUAGAGUGAUUUUGUUGUUAUAUUGAAAUAAAGCUUGUGAAUAAUAUUGUGAAUAUAGCAGUUCAAAAAGAAAUAUUAGGAUUGUUUCCAAAAAGAAAAGAGAAAUAUUAGGAGUAAACUGCCAUUGUGAUAUUAUUAUCAAACCGUUGUCGUGCAAUGUUAAAAAAUCUUAAUGAGCUACUGUA